Molecule: messenger RNA, 2106 nt
Organism: Pomacea canaliculata
Lineage: Eukaryota; Metazoa; Mollusca; Gastropoda; Architaenioglossa; Ampullariidae
Exons: 5
Coding region: 357-1010 (217 amino acids)
Source: RefSeq, a predicted model, not a curated record
CAGACAGACGAUAGGAUCGCCGUGCAUGCUGCUGCAUGCAUGAAAGGGAAAAAGUUUCAUUCUGUGCCUCAUCAACCGUUCAUCAAGAAUUACUGGGGGGUAGCGACAACGCCCACAGACGGACUCUAUAGAAGCGGAAGUUACGUCACUGCUGGAUAACUAGUGUCACAAAACAUUUUAUUGGUUGAAAUCCCAGUGAAGGACAGAAUUGCUCACAUAACUGUGUCAAAACACUUCAGUCGGCGAGACGCAGGCUCCACAGUGACUAUGGCGAGGGUAAUAGGAGUCUGGAUGCUGCUCUCCUUGUCCUCCCAUGCUGUGGACAUGUGCAAAAAGCAAUUAACCCAUGCCAGGUGAUGCACACCGGAAGGAUGACGAGCCUGUCGUUAGCACCCUCUCAUAAUGACACUACAUGCUACAGUCUGUGCUCCAUCAGACCAGCGGACAGACCAACGGACAGACCAACGGACAGACCAGCGGACACACCAGAAAUAGGAAGGAGCGAGGUGUUCAUACAGUGGAACUUUCUGGACAAGUCACGUGUCAACAAUGUCAUGUUCAGAGUCUUAGACGACAGUGAACACUCCAAGUUAUGGACAAAUGUGAAUCGUUUCUCUCAACGGACAUUGCAGCUGUACAACCGAAUUAUUCAGAUCAAGUUUAACCUUUCAAACCUCAAGAGCAUUAAACGGAUUUUGAUAUCAGUGGAGUCCGACGGGGACCUCAUCAUGCGCUGUUGUGACCCACACAAGACACGGACCUGUGGACAGGACAUGACAGUGGGCACGACUGUGUGGUCCACAGACAGCAAGAGGUCCACACUGUCAUCCACAGUCCAGCCACACACACUUCCCGCAGAUGGCAGUGAAUCGUCGGUUCCUACAGAUGGACUAAAGGCUAAUGUUGGUGCUGUUGUUGCUGUUGUCACUGUUGCUGCGGUUGCUUUUUCAUCCGCUCUAUUCAUCUUCGUUUUUAAACGACACAGGAGACUGAAGCUGUGCUCAAAGUGACGACAAGUAACAGCAAUGAAGGAUGUUCACCUGGCUGGAGUGAUGGGCAUUUACCUGGCUGUACUCACACCGUGAUCAAACUACCGUCCCAAGAAUUCAAAUUAUUCCAAGUCUACAUGCACAAGUGGAACCUCAGCAACCAAGGCCCUGCCAUUAUGAACAAGUGGAAGCUGAAGAAACAAGACAACAUCCCGGUGAACAAUGUGAAGUACCAGACUACAUAAAGCAAGCAUCAGUUUUUGCACACAAAAGCUAUAAAGAAGCACUUAUCAGAAAAUCAAAAGCAGGUGAUGAAGGUGCCGCCAUGCAUAACUGUGCAGAAGGCAGAGAGACUGCAACAGCUGCUGCGAUUGGUCAACUGACAAGAGACGACUGUGACUACAACAAAUUCUCAGCUGGAGUCGUGGGCGUCUUUAUGGACAUCUGGCAAGAAAUCAGGCAAUGGCAGGAGAGAGGGAGAAUGUGUAUAAUCACCCAAUGAAACCAAGUAACAGGACAGAGUGUCCAUAGCAACGGCCAGCCAUCUACAGAGCAGGACGCUGAUGACGUGUACGACGAGUUGCACAGAGGGCGACGGAUGGUUGUCAUUGGCAACGUCUACAGCACCACAGGACCGAGGCAAGAGCCGGGAAUGCUGGACAGCAAUUGAAGGACUGAUGUUGUCCUCAGUCGUCAGCUAUUGUAUCGUUGUCAGAAGCUGCAGAAUAGUGUUUUACAUGACACGGGGCACAAAUGAAAUGUCAGACAACAAGGUGACGGUCACUCUUGACAUCAAUGAGUCCUCAUCAUCAGAAGUGGUCAUCAUGCAGUUUGGCAGUGUUGCUUGUGUCUAUCAGCGAUAGACUGGGAUAGGCAAAGGUCACUAAUAUACAGUGAUUCUACAACUGUCUUUGAGAGCAGCAUCCAUUCUUAUUAUGUUUGUGUUUUUCUUUUUUCCUAAAGCGCUUUAAAUGGUGGGAAACUUGAUUGUGUUGUUGUUGUUGUUGUUGUUGUUGUUGUUGUUGUUGUUGUUGUUGUUGUUGUUGUUGUUGUUGUUGUUGUUGAAAUGUAAUUUUGUAUUAUAAUAUUGAAUCACAAAUAAAGUGUCAUAUUAUAA